Messenger RNA from Penaeus chinensis, 1884 nucleotides. RefSeq names its product M-phase phosphoprotein 8-like. Gene Ontology annotation, molecular function: chromatin binding. Gene Ontology annotation, biological process: chromatin organization; negative regulation of transcription by RNA polymerase II. The transcript has 13 exons. The record is from RefSeq and is a predicted model, not a curated record. The coding region runs from base 278 to 1771 and encodes 497 amino acids. NCBI's taxonomy places the organism in Eukaryota, Metazoa, Arthropoda, Malacostraca, Decapoda, Penaeidae. Gene Ontology annotation, cellular component: pericentric heterochromatin.
CAACGAUCAAAAUUCUUCCCGGAUGUUCAAAUUGAAAAUAUAAAAAAAUAUGAAACCGAGUUAAAAUUAUAAUCUGCUAUUCCUUUAUGGCUAGAGAAAAUCAGUGAUCCUAUACUGCAAAGCUUUUAAUCAGCGAAUACCAGGAAACUGGCGACGGCAUCGGGCAGUUCGGAGGACAACGUUGCGUCAAGUUGCGAAGCUUUCCCUUCGGUUUUCGUAACCAUAUUUCAUCUUUUCUCCUGAUGAGACAGAUUACCAGUGUUGUAAAAGAGGGAAGAUGAAUUCAGAGGAAUCAAAUAGUAAGAGUUCAGAAAGUAUGGCAGAAGAUGGUGAGAUUUUUGAAGUGGACCGAGUUAUUGACAUCAGAUGGGGGACAAAUAGUAAUGGACGAGAGAGAUUAGAAUAUCGGGUGCGGUGGAAGUAUUAUAAACCAAUUGAUGACACGUGGGAGCCUCCAGAACAUUUUGAAGAAGAUUGUGGUGGUGUUCUGCGUGAGUUCCAUGAGAAGUAUGAAAAGAUGAAAGAGGAAAAAAGCAACUACUUUCAUGAAAUAGGAAGGGAAGCUACCUCUCGGUCUCUUUUUCAUGUUAACAUUUUAAGCAAAGAGAUUGAGCAAAUAACAGAGAAGACAACUGUGAAGGAAGGACAAAAGAGUAUAAUGGUGUAUCAUGUGACAUGGUUGGGUUGCCCCAAAUCAGAUUCAACAUGGGAGUCAGAGAUAGAGCUUGCACAUGCCAAGGAUAAGAUUGAUAUGUUUUUGCAUAAGAAACGUGUCCAAAAAGGGAAAAGAAAAGGCAGGGAUUUGCCAGAUUUUGUAAUUCCAGAUCAUGAAAGGCAAGUAAAUGAAAGAGAGUUCUACAAAGCAACUGAAACAAGGACGGUUCUUACUUCAGGGAGCGAUCUUUAUUCCAUUGUUAAAGGUCGAAGAUCAAGUCAGAAGAUCAACAAAUGUGAAAAUCAAGAAAAGCAAAGCAAAAGGGGGACACAAAAAGAGACGCGAGUAAAUGAAAGAGAGUUCAACAAAGCAACUGAAACAGGGACGGUGCUUACUGCAGGGAACGAUCUUUAUUCCAUUGUUAAGGGUCGAAGAUCAAGUCAGAAGAUCAACAAAUGUGAAAAUCAAGAAAAGCAAAGCAAAAGGGGGACACAAAAAGAGACAGGUAAAGAUUAUAGGACAAAGACUUAUGGUAAUCUGCUAUCAGGAAUAGAUUCGCAGAAAGCCUCCUCGAGUAAACAAUCUGAUGCAUGUAAGCAAAACAUCACAGUGAAGAUUGAAUCUGAUAUUGAGAUAGAAGAUCCCUUUGAAGGAAACAGCAUUCUUGCUGGCUUGAUUCCCUAUGAUCCAGAACAUGCCAAGAAAGACCUGGAGGAACAGAUGAAGCACACCUUAAUUUUAACUGAGGCUGAAUUUUGUGAUGCUGCAGAUAUGGGAGACUAUGACACUGUGUUUGCUUCAAUGCGGAGUGAAAGAAUCCCAGAUGUAGAUUUUACAUCUCUGUUCCUCAAAGCCUCCCGGCGUGGACAGCGAGACCUUGCCCUUCUGCUCUCUACCCAUGCCCCAGACCUAUUAAAGAGGGAUGAAUGGGGGGACAAUGCUCUAACCAUAGCAGCAAAACUGGGGGAUGUUUGCUUUGCCCAUUAUCUCCUGCUGCUAGAUGUUCCCGUAAAUGAGUGUAACAGCCUUGGCCACACAGCAAGAGAAAUUGCAAUAAAACUAGGUCACAUUCACUUCUUAAAGUUCCUGCAGGAGUAUGAAAGUGGAAUUAUUUAAUGUAUGUUUAUGCAGAGUUAGCAUGCACACGCAAACACACACGCAAAAACACACACACACACACACACACACACACACACACACACACACACACACACACACACACACACACA